Paramacrobiotus metropolitanus is the source of this 1251-nucleotide messenger RNA. RefSeq lists its product as uncharacterized. The coding region runs from base 34 to 1104 and encodes 356 amino acids. The record is from RefSeq and is a predicted model, not a curated record. Gene Ontology annotation, molecular function: DNA binding. Gene Ontology annotation, biological process: DNA recombination; DNA integration. The transcript has 2 exons. NCBI's taxonomy places the organism in Eukaryota, Metazoa, Tardigrada, Eutardigrada, Parachela, Macrobiotidae.
UGCGUACCGGCUGGCCGUCUGUUUCUGCGCCGUAUGAUACUGCUUAUCAGCAAAGACGACCCGGUUCAGGAGACUGGCACCACACGCCAAAGCCUCCCCGGAAGCCAUACCGGACAUUUGGGAAGAUCUCCAGCGCACAUACGAUGUCCCGACAGAUUAGAUGUCACUGUUGCGCGGCUGCAAUAUCACCAUCUUGCCAGUACGACACGAACGACAUAUAAUGCCGGCUGGGCACGGUUUAAAGAAUUUUGCAUCAACGACCACACCUCUCCUCUCCCGACGACGGAAAACAGCGUGCUGCGUUUCAUAGCGCAUCUGUUUCUUCAAAACAUUUCUCCGGCCACGAUCAAAGUGUACGUCGCCAGCAUAGCCAAAGUUCACGCCGAAGCUAGCCUUCCAAGUCCUACUGCAAGCGCAUCAGUCCUAAGAGCAGUAGACGGCUGCAGAAGGAUAUGCCCCAAGGCGGUCGACGGCCGCCUGCCAAUUACUUUGGACAUCAUGCGAAGACUGAAAGACAACAUUAGAAGUUCCGCUCUGUCAGCGUAUUCGAAACUCCUAAUCUGGAGCACCUUCACGACCGCGUUCUUUGCUGCUCUGCGAGUGAGCGAGUUCACGUCGCAAUCGACCCGUCAUUACGACGACAGAAGAACGCUGUCGACCAGCGACGUCACCAUUGGCAGUGAGUCAGUGGUCAUCAGCGUUCGGCGAUCCAAAACCGAUCAAUUCGGACACGGGUACAAGAUCACGCUGGUAUCCACUAGCAGGUCAGUCUGCCCUGUCACAGCAAUCCAGAAUUAUGCAGCCGUCAGAAUUCCCACGCAGCAGUCCCACCCAUUUUUCCUGCAACAGGACGGACAGUUUGUCACGCGAACACAAGUUGACCGGUGGCUUCAGAUCUUCCUCAACGGCACACCCGGAAGGGAACGCUAUAGCACUCAUAGCUUCCGUAUCGGGGCGGCUUCCACCGCAGCAUCAAAUGGAGCUCCGGACUCCGCUAUUCAAACCAUUGGCCGCUGGAAGUCCUCCUGCUUCACAAGAUACGUCCGCACGGCAGUUCCGACACCCGGCCUUGACGCCUACGGAACGAACAGUGGUUUGGGGUAGUUUGGGGUUGCCUGUGCGGCUGGAGCGACCAGAGGUGGCCAACGCAUUCGCGUUCACGCACCUUGCUCGCGCUUCCGGUCAACAGCAUCUCCAGUUCCCCCCACUUGGCGUUGUGUGGUCGCAUAGGAGACGUAGAACAUUAACAGC